ACAGUGUUGCAAACUAGUGUUCUUGCCUCUUACACUGAGACAACUUAGACUCUGAAUAAGAUGAAUCAAUAUUUGAACCAUUUCAGAGAGAAUUUCAGCAGCAGACAUUUCAAACUGUUAAGAGUACUGUUUCUGUCUUUAGUGGCACUGACUGUUCUCACAUUUUUCACUGUUUAUCAAAAUGAAAGUAAAACCGUCUCAGUUCUUGGGUUUUGGGAGAGCUACCAAAACAGCGGGUCUUCAGAGAUGAACAAAGCACAAAAUAGACAGCCAUUAUGGAAACCUGAGUUUCUAGGUGAAGUGAACAUGCAUGUUUUUGAAGACUGGUGUGGAGGUUCUGUGCAUCAGCUAAGAACGAACGUGCUGUACCCUCUUUUUCCCCAUACUCGCACCACAAUCGGCAGGCUUGCUGUUAAUGCUGGAUGGAAAAACUAUGGUCUAAGAAUCUUUGGAUACAUUCAUCCUGUAUUAAGUGGUGAAUACAUUUUUGCUAUUGCUUCUGAUAAUAAUGCAGAAUUCUGGCUGAGUUCAGAUGAAAGCACUAAAAGCAUCAAACUCAUGGCCUACCUUGGCAAGACAGGAAAGGAAUGGGCAGCCCCAGGAGAGUAUGAGAAAUUUUCAUCUCAAAUAUCUCAGCCUGUACUACUAUCAAGAAACAUGAAGUAUUUCUUUGAAGUACUCUACAAACAAAAUGACGGAAUUGAUCACCUGGAGGUUGCAUGGCGUCUCAAUAAUGAAGACAGUAAUUUUGAGAUCAUUACUGCAGAAUAUUUGUCCCGCUAUGUUGAUGAGUCUUCUCUACAGCUGGUGGAAAGUGAUCACAUCCCUCAAACAAAAGCCAGUCAUACAAUGUCCACUGACGCCAUUUUCAAGACAGACAAGUCUGAAGUGGACAUGGUCAAAGCAGAUCCGCGAGACUUUAUAUACAGGACACCACUGCUAAAGGAGUCCUAUUUGGAAAAUGUUUUUCUCAAAUGUGAUUACUAUCCACUUCAUAUAUUUGACAACGCAACCAUUGAGAGAUAUGAUGGUAUAAAUUAUGUUCACUACUCCUCAGUGUAUCCCAAUGACCACACAAGACUAGCUAAUGAAGGGACUGACACACAGCUAUGUUUUUACCAAAAGGAUGAAACGUAUGGUGAAAGAGAUGGGUUUGGUCCAUAUGUGAAAAUUGAAAACACAGGAGAAGAAGAAACAGAGGAUAACAGUAAAUCUUCCACAGCAGAAAACAAGCCAAAAUGGAAACAGGUCUUCAGUGUGAAAUCUUUGGAUUUCCAUUCAAAGCAGAGUGAUUUUGUCGUUCACACCUGCAAUAGAGCUGGAAAUAUUAUAAUGCUCAAAAAAGAAGUCAUGCCUGUAGUUGAAGCCUUCAUGAGUCAACUAAAAACAACAGAGACCACAAGUGAUCUGGUCAUAAAACGUGUGCUAAAUGUGGAGAAGAGGACAGAUAAUGCUACAGUCAGUCGAUACAUGUUGGAGUUGGAGCUGGAGGACAAGCAGGGGAAAAACAUGCUGCUCUCUAAGUAUUUUUAUGCUACAAAGGACAAAAAUAAAGGGCGGAAUCCAAAAGUACCUACCCUUUGCAGCCCAAAUGGUUUCUCCUGGAACCCAGAAGCAACGGUCCAUGUUAUUCUAGCAGUGAAAAACCAAGGGAGAUGGGUCAUGCAUUUCAUAAAGGAAAUGGAGAAAGUAUACAAAACCACACGAGACAAAAACUUCAACAUCAUUCUCAUAGACUAUAAUAGCACGGAUAUUGAUGUAGAGAAGGAACUGAAAAAUGCUAAUAUACCAAGCUACCAGUUUAAGAGACUGGAUGGACCUUUUGGCAGAUCACCUGGACUCCAAGUUGGAAUAGAUCUUGUUGAAGAUGAGAACAGUAUUUUGUUCCUGUGUGACCUGCACCUCCACUUUCCUGUGACAAUAAUAGACACCGUGCGUAAACACUGUGUGCAAGGGAAAAUGGUGUUUGCUCCUGUUGUGAUGAGACUGGAAUGUGGAGCCACAGUGCAGUCCCCUAGAGGUUUCUGGGAAACUAUGGGUUAUGGUCUGAUUGGCAUUUAUAAAUCAGACAUGGUUCGAAUUGGAGGAAUGAACGUUAAAGAAUUUACUGACAAGUGGGGAGGAGAAGACUGGGAGUUGCUGGACAGAAUUCUGUUGAACAAACUGGAGGUGGAACGACUGAAUCUGAGGAAUUUUUUACACUUCUUCCAUUCAAAGCAAGGCAUGUGGAACACAGAAUGAAUCUUGAAUAGCAUGUACUGUACAUAAACAGCUGGAAGGACACACAGCACAUAGUAAUGUGUUCUUAAGUGAUAUAAUUUUUUUUCUAUUUUAAAAUUUUAGAAUCAUGAUGAACAUCUAUUAUAACAUCUUAUCUAUUAUAGCAGAUUACACACUCACCAGUGUUAAAUAAGAUAAAACCAUGAUAUAUUUCUAAUUAUUUACAUUAACCCUUCAAUAACAACCCAGUUAUUACAGAUUUACUAUUCUCUUUGAAAAAUGUUGAAAAUUUUCAAAGAUUCUGUAUGCUGAGCAUUAUUUUUUUCUGUCUGGUGGAUAAUAAUUUCUAGCAGAUAGUGGGUUUAAACUAAAUAAUCAUGGUGGCUGGGCAACCUUACUAUUAAUAUUAAUAACGUUUGACUGGUAGUGCAUGUGCAUUAAAUGUAUGUAUUUAUUUAGGUACAAUAUGUACUAACUGAUACAUUAGAUGGAUAAUUGCAUAUGUGAAUGUUUGUAUUUUAGAAUAAUUAAUGUGGUCUAGAUCUAUAAUCAAAUCAUCACAGUCGACGAGGGGGUGACGAUGGGUACUUUUGCAGUAAAGAGCUUUAUUAUGAAACAGUUAGAAUAAUCCAAAACCUGAGACAAAAGAGUCGUCUAAACAGGCAAAUGGGCAGGCGAAUAGCAAACAGAAUAAAUUAGGCUAAGACUGGAAUCAGAUAACAAGGACGAGAAUUAGAUGAAAACCAUGAAAGCCAAACGAAGAAGUCAAUGGCUUGGUAUGUAGAGACACUAACAAUACUUCGCACCGAACAUAGACACAUGAGGGAUAUAAAUACCAAACAUAAUCAAAGGGGAAGACAAACACCUGAGACACAUUAGGAGACAACCAAUGACGUGACAAGGGCGAAGACAUGACAUCAACCAUAACAAGCACACGUGUAGGAAGAAAACAAAGUCAACGUCAUAUGUAAACCCAGAAUCACAUCCUCGCGCUUUGAGCUCCGUAGUGCGUUACUUGUUCCAGCGCUUUGUGCAGGGGAGGGGGGGCAUAAUCGUGACAGUAAUAGUGUUUCAGUGUUUAUUUAUUUAUUUUUUUACAUUUUUUAAAAUAUUUUGGAAUUGUGAAACAUUUGUACUGCACAAGCACUAAUCAAUACUAUACUAUAUGGCUUGAUAAUGUCUGGGUUGCCCUAGCUUUCACAUGCAUUUUUAUUUGUGUAUACCUGUAAUUUUGUAUAUUAUUUUGUUUGUAUGCAUUGUUUUUUUUUUUAUCUAUUUGUUGAACUAUAAGAACUCAUGAACCUCUUUAAACCUGUGUACUAUACUUAGUAUGCCUAUGUCAGAAUUAUAUUUACCUAACUAUAAUAACUACAAGUUUAGUAAUUUAAGACUGGGACAUAAUAGUGUAUCAUAGUUUAUUUAUUUAUAGUUUAUUUGACUCUCCAUGAUAAAUAUGAAAAGAAGUUAAUAAAAAUGCUGCAAGAUUACAUUUAA
Messenger RNA from Ictalurus punctatus (channel catfish), 3714 nucleotides. It is a transcript of the gene b4galnt3a, whose product is annotated as beta-1,4-N-acetyl-galactosaminyl transferase 3a. The record is from RefSeq and is a predicted model, not a curated record. Bases 61 to 2241 code for a protein of 726 amino acids. Lineage: Eukaryota; Metazoa; Chordata; Actinopteri; Siluriformes; Ictaluridae. The transcript has 20 exons. Gene Ontology annotation, molecular function: acetylgalactosaminyltransferase activity. Gene Ontology annotation, cellular component: Golgi cisterna membrane.